Schistocerca serialis cubense is the source of this 1948-nucleotide messenger RNA. Its product is annotated as ovarian-specific serine/threonine-protein kinase Lok-like. The transcript is spliced from 8 exons. The coding region runs from base 103 to 1500 and encodes 465 amino acids. The record is from RefSeq and is a predicted model, not a curated record. Gene Ontology annotation, biological process: protein phosphorylation; mitotic DNA damage checkpoint signaling. Gene Ontology annotation, molecular function: ATP binding; protein serine/threonine kinase activity; protein binding. Lineage: Eukaryota; Metazoa; Arthropoda; Insecta; Orthoptera; Acrididae. Gene Ontology annotation, cellular component: cytoplasm; nucleus.
CAGAGACAUUCUGUAAGUCCAAAUAGAAGAAAACUUGUUGCGACAAAGUUUUAUCUUUCCGAAUGCCGGAUUUAGAGUGUGGGAGAGUGGGGAGUGGGAGGUAUGAACAACAAAGCGAUGGAUGUUCCAAACAGUUUACCAGAUACUCAGCAGAGUGAUGGAAUUAAUUAUAGUCAAGAUAUUGUUGAUAAUAAUAGCUGGGGUAGGCUGUAUGCCACAAGAAAGCAGUUUACCACUAUUGAAUUAACAAAGGAUGAGUACACUGUUGGACGAUUGCCAAAUUGUGAUGUAACAAUUACAGAAAGAGAAGUUAAAAAAGAAGUGCUGACAACAAUAAGCAAAUUGCAUUUUAAAAUAAGGAAGACGAAAGUAGGGGAUGCACAAGCUGUAUACCUGGAAGACUGCAGUUUUAAUGGAACAUUUGUUAAUGGCGAGAAAAUAGGGAAAGGCAGAGUAAUAGUGUUACAGAGCAAUGACCAAAUAAGCCUUGCUGCUGCACCUUUUCGGGUUUAUCUCUUCAUGAGUGCCAGCUCUUACGAUUCUUUGGACUAUCCUGAAGCUGUAAGAUCUCGGUACGUGAUAUCUCGGAAGCUAGGUGCUGGAGCAUGUGGGGAAGUGUUCCUGGUGUUUGAGAAGAAAACAUGUAACAGGUUUGCGAUGAAGGUUGUGGAGAAAAAACGAUUAACAAAAGGAGGAAGACAUUUAUUACUGGACCCAGAAAAAGUAAUGAAUGAAGUAAAAAUACUGACAUCCUUGAAGCACCCAUGCAUUAUAACCAUCCAUGACAUUGUGGAUACAUCAAAUAAAGUGUACAUGUUUCUGGAACUGAUGGAGGGAGGGGAGCUUUUUGACAGGAUCACCAAAAAAGAACAGCUUGGUGAACCAGAGGCAAAGCUGAUAUUUUAUCAGAUAGUUGUAGCUGUUCAGUAUUUGCAUUCAAAAGGAAUAACUCACAGAGAUCUUAAGCCAGAGAACAUAUUACUCUCCUCUGACAAAGAAGAAACUCUGAUUAAGGUGUCAGACUUCGGUUUAUCAAGAUUUGUCACCUCGGAAAUGACAACAGUCUGCGGAACACCUUUAUAUGCUGCCCCAGAGGUACUUGUAAAAAAUGGAAGAGGGGGCUAUACAAUGCAAGUUGAUGUUUGGAGCCUGGGCGUAAUUUUAUAUGCAUGCUUGAGUGGUUAUUUACCUUUUUCACCUGACAACAAGAAAGUCCCAUUAAAAGAACAGAUUAGGAAAGGCAAUUACUCCUUCCCAAUACAGUACUGGAGAGGUGUGUCUCCAGAGGCUAUUGAUUUGAUAAAGAAGAUGUUAACUGUGGACCCUAUUCAGAGAAUAACUGUUGACGGUGUUGUGAAUCAUUUGUGGCUUCAGGAUGAAUUAAUGCGAAAGAAAGCAGAGAAUCUUAUGAGAGAAGGCUUGCAUGGCAUCUGGCCAGAUGAAAAUUCUGACCCCGUUACAUGUGGACCUCAUCUUGCCAAGAGACCAAGGUUAGAUUGAUGGAAUUAAUUAACCUACAGUGAGAGGAAAGUACAAACGCUACCUGUACAACAGAAGUCAUAAGAGUGAUAUCGUACUUCGAUAGCUACAUGUUACCUGCAUUAAUUUUCAUGUGUUAAAACAUGUGAAUACACAAUUAGACAUAGAAAAAUUGUAUGUUAAAUCACAAGUGAUAAGGAUUGUUUGUUUAUAUUGCAGUUGUUUUUGCAUCACUUUUUUGUAAGAUUAUUAAUUUUGAAAAUUUUAUGUACAUACAUUGCUAUGUCCUUAUUGUGACUUUGAUAUGCUAAAUAUUUCCUUAUAGGAAAUUAUGUACUGAGCAAAGUAUUGUCAGAUCUGAGACUAGGACUAUAGAAGAUAAACAGUGUUUUUUUUUCCUCUCUCUCUCUCUCUCUCUCUCUCUCUCUCUCUCUCUCUCUCUCUCUCUCUCUCUCUUUUUUUUUUUUUU